Messenger RNA from Trichoderma aggressivum f. europaeum, 2334 nucleotides. RefSeq names its product transcriptional regulator family: Fungal Specific TF. The record is from RefSeq and is a predicted model, not a curated record. NCBI's taxonomy places the organism in Eukaryota, Fungi, Ascomycota, Sordariomycetes, Hypocreales, Hypocreaceae. Bases 1 to 2334 code for a protein of 777 amino acids. The transcript is spliced from 3 exons. Gene Ontology annotation, biological process: regulation of DNA-templated transcription; DNA-templated transcription. Gene Ontology annotation, molecular function: DNA binding; zinc ion binding; DNA-binding transcription factor activity, RNA polymerase II-specific.
AUGUCUGCUGAAGCUUCUGCUCGCCUGCCAGGCCCCGGCUCAGCCCCGCCGCCGCCAUCCGCCUCCCAAGGCCGGCCUCCCCAACACUCACCUCCGGCUGUUGACCCUUCGGUGAUCAAACUCACCCGGGGCACUAGCUGUGUCUUGUGCCAGCAGCGCAAGGUCCGGUGCGACAGGAACAAGCCAUGUGCCAACUGCGUCAAGGCUGGUGCCGAAUGUCGAGUGAUUCCUCCGCAGCCUCCGAGGCGGCGGCGCAAAAAGCUGCAGGAAAAGGACUUGCUCGAGCGGUUACGCAAGUAUGAGACGCUGCUGGCACAGAACGGCGUCAAAUUUGAUGCCAUCGACCCGGACUACAGGGCAGACGGCAACCUCGGAGACGAUGUUGACGAGCUUGAAACCGACUUUGAGGGGUUAAAGACCUCUCCAGAAGCACUUGCUACCUCUUCUACUGUCGCAGCCAGCGAACAGCUGUUGAAAGACUCAUCCGAAGAUGAGGAUGAGAAUUUCAAGAAGGGGUCUUUCAUUCAUUCUGCCUUUGAUAAGAUGUUUGAAAACCAAGAUGGCUUCCCUUUCAUCAUCGGAGGCUCCUUUGCCCCCGUCACUCACAACCACCCUUCUCCUGUCCAGGUGCUACAGCUUUGGCAGAUAUACAUUGACAACAUCAACCCCUUGCUGAAAAUCACGCAUGUGCCUAGCAUCCAGAGCAAGAUCAUCGAGGCGACCUCUCGGCCUCACGAGGCUUCGAAGAAUAUAGAGGCCCUCAUGUUUGGCAUCUACGUAAUCUCUAUAAACUCGAUAGAGGAUGCUGAAAUCCAGAGGAUUUUUGGCGAGACAAAGCAGGAACUUCUUGGCCGGUAUUUCCCGGCACUUCAGCAGGCCCUGGUUAACGCCAGUUUUAUGCGGAUUCCCGAUCCCUUGACCCUGCAGGCGUAUCUCUUAUAUCUUAUGACCGUCCGGUGGUACAUAGACCCGAGGCAGGUGUUUUGCAUGAUGGGCAUUGCCAUUCGUAUCGCCCAGCGGAUGGGCCUUCACCGAGACCCCGACGGCUACGGCCUCUCCCCUUUCGAGGUCGAGCAGAGGCGGCGAUUGUGGUGGACGCUUGUUUCAUAUGACCGGCGAGUCGGAGAGAUGACGGGCUCAACAGUCACCGCCCUCACCUCAGGCUGCGACUGCAAGAAGCCUUUGAACGUCAAUGAUUCUGACCUCCACGCCGAUGGCAAAGAGCCUCCGAAGCCGCACACAGGACCAACAGAGAUGCUUUUUGCUCUGACACGCGUCGAGCUUUCCAUGGCCGUGGCGAGUAACAGCAAUCGAGACAGCUUCAAGAUGAACCCGGAGAUUUCCGCUGGCUCGCCACAAUCAGGGAAAUCCGCACAAGCAGGGAAGCCACCCGCCGUGACGAUCCGCCUAGCUGGCCAAGAUGCUCCAGUCUACACUCUUGAAGGAUUCUGUGCCCACAUGGAGGGCACGUACCUGACCCAUUGCGAUCCCAAGAUUCCUCUCCACUUCUUUACCAUGACUAUGACGCGAGCGGCGCUCUGCAAGAUGCGAAUAAUCAAUUAUCUUGUUCGGAGACAUAGCGCCGAACCUAUGCCGCUAAGUGAGAUAGAACGAGACGUCCUGACUACGCAGGCCAUAUCAUGGGUAGAACAUGAUAACGUAGUCAUGUCCUCGGAGAGUCUUCGACCGUAUAGAUGGUACGCGAUGCACUAUUUCCCGUUUCCUGCAUACAUGUUCCUUGUCCAGGAACUGCGCAAGCGCCAGUCGGGACCGCUGGUAGAGAGAGCGUGGGCGGCCAUCGAGGCGAACUAUGACCUUCGUGGUUUACUAUCCAAUCUUCACAGCCCGAUGCACGGAGUUUUCGGUGGCCAAUUCGUCAAGGCUUGGGCGGUCCAUUACGACGCCCAGCGGGCAGCAGGGAAGGAUGUUGCAACACCGCGAUUUAUGAAGACUCUUCAAGAGCGCGUCGAGGCCAAGCGAAAGGCGCGCUCGGAGGGUCCCACUGGGCCCGUCCAGGAGCAGCCGCCGGUUGCCUUUCCUCGACCGCGUACCCGUGAGAUGUCGACAACCUCGCUAGACAACGCCGUCAUGAUGACUCCGCCAGUGGACCAGAGCGGCGGGUUUGGCCCCCCUCAGCCGGCCAUGGCUCCUUCUAGUUCGGCGUCUGGAGAUGACGGGGAGAUGGAUUGGUCAUUCCUCAUGGCUGGCUAUCAGGAUGCCGACACGUUCCAAGGCUUCACGACGCCUAAUCACGCAGGCUUCGGGAACGGCAUGAGCGGAUUCGGCGGGCCAGGAGGGCCAGGAGGACCGGGAGGAAACAUGUUUGGAAACUAG